CGUGCGCGAUUUUGAAAGCCCGGCGGGUUCCCUUUGGAACAACGGUAGCCGAGUCCGUGUGUUGGCUGGUCGGACUCCACCCCCUCACCCCUGGCUGCCGCGGAGUGUUGGGGGCCGCUCGGGACCAGUUUUCAAGACAGCCUUUCCCUGGACGUCUCGUCGUCCCACCUCGUGGUUCUGCCCACGGCAGCUCCUCAUUUAUUUUGUGCCUGGAUUUGCCUCUUCUGGAUAUUGUGUGGAAAAACAAUCAUAUACGUGGCCUCUUGUGUCUGCUUUCUUUCACUUGGCAUAAGGACCUUAAGUGAUUAUUACAAUGGAAGAAACCAGUAAUUUCAAGACACCAAGCAGAUUAUCUGAAAAAAGGAAAUCUGCAUUAUGUUUAACUCCAUGUGUACAUAUUCCUGCCUCUCCAUUUAUGCAGAAGCUUGGCUUUGGUACUGGGGUAAAUGUCUACCUUAUGCAAAGAUCUCCAAGAGGUUUGUCUCAUUCUCCUUGGGCUGUGAAAAAGAUUAAUCUUAGAUGUAAUGAUGAUUAUCAGAGUAUGUAUCAAAAGAGACUAACUGAUGAAGCUAAGAUUUUGAAAAGCCUCAACCACCCAAACAUUAUAGGUUACCGUGCUUUCACUAAAGCUAGCGAUGGCAGUCUGUGUCUUGCUAUGGAAUAUGGAGGUGAAAAGUCUCUGAAUGACUUAAUAGAAGAACGAAAUAAAGAUAGCCGAGAUCCUUUUCCAGCAGCCAUAAUUUUAAAAGUUGCUUUGAACAUGGCAAAAGGGUUAAAGUAUCUGCACCAAGAUAAGAAACUGCUCCAUGGAGAUAUAAAGUCUUCAAAUGUUGUUAUUAAAGGUGAUUUUGAAACAAUUAAAAUCUGUGAUGUAGGAGUCUCUCUUCCAUUGGAUGAAAAUAUGACUGUGACUGACCCUGAGGCCUGUUACAUUGGCACUGAGCCUUGGAAACCUAAGGAAGCUCUGGAGGAGGAUGGUAUUAUUACUGACAAGGCAGACAUAUUUGCUUUUGGUCUUACUCUGUGGGAAAUGAUGACUUUAUCUAUUCCACACAUUAAUCUUCCAGAUGAUGAUGAUGAUGAAGAUAAAACUUUUGAUGAAAGUGACUUUGAUGAUGAUGCAUACUAUGCAGCUCUGGGAACUAGGCCACCUAUUAAUAUGGAGGAACUGGAUGCAACAUACCAGAAAGUAAUUGAGCUCUUCUCCGUAUGCACUAAUGAAGAUCCUAAAGACCGUCCUUCUGCCGCGCGCAUUGUUGAGGCUUUAGAAAUGGAUGUCCUGUGAUCACCUCAUACCCAUGACUGCUGGAGCCUCAAGUAUGGCUCAUGUAUAUAGGUAUUCUGUUUACCAUGAUACAUUUAUGUAGUUAUUAUGACGAUCCAUACUUACUAGAUGGAAGUGGCCUAUUUUAGGACCAUAGAUAGCACCUUAUUAACAUUUGAACAACUGUUUAUUAUAAAGGUAGUUCAUGUAUGCUUAUGUUAAUAAGCAUUUAAAAUUGUAGAGGGUUUUCUAUAAAGUGUAAGACCAGAGGCCUGGGAUGUGGCUCAUAAGAGGAGUUCCCUGGGUAUAUCCAAACAUUUUUGGUUAACGCUUGUCUUGUUCCAGAGCUUUGGUUUUUGCUUUAAUUUGUUGAAUGCAUUUUCUGUACUGGUAUCUUUAAUAUUUUUAUUUACUGAUCUAUAUCUUAAGCAUAUCACAGUAUUGGUGUAAAUAAAACUCUAAUAGGACAAUAUAGAAUAAAGGACAUGUCAGUUACCCA
Odocoileus virginianus texanus is the source of this 1763-nucleotide messenger RNA. RefSeq names its product PDZ binding kinase (gene PBK). The record is from RefSeq and is a predicted model, not a curated record. Gene Ontology annotation, molecular function: ATP binding; protein serine/threonine kinase activity. Gene Ontology annotation, biological process: peptidyl-serine phosphorylation. NCBI's taxonomy places the organism in Eukaryota, Metazoa, Chordata, Mammalia, Artiodactyla, Cervidae.